UCCGAUUUCGUUAACAAAAUUCUCUCUGUAUCGGCCAAUUAAAAAGUUCUUUGGGCUAAACGUGGUCUGAACUUAUGUCUUUCCGGGUAAUUUUGAUCCGGGUCAAACAUGCUCAAAAUCUGUUGCAAACCUAGAAAGACUGUUGAUUGUUUUAGGUCAGUCCCAGUCUAGUGAAGUAAGCUGAAACGCUUCUCGCGCAUCGAAUUUGGUAAUUAAUCUCUCUUCCUUCCAGUACUCAUCCAGCUUUUGAUCUCUAAUAUCUACUUUUUAUGCAAUUCAUUGUUAUCAUAUUAUGGAUUCGACUUCAAAACAAUUAGCGAAUAUCUGUAAAGUAGAUAGAAUCAGUGAUUUACCUGACUCACUACUCAUCGCUAUACUUGCAUUGCUUCCAAUUGAAACUGCUGUGCGCACUUGUAUCUUGUCCAAAAGAUGGAGGCCUCUCUGCGAGUCGCUCCCGAAUCUUGAUUUUGUUGAUGUUAGGAAUUAUAGGAAGUCACGCACACAUUUCACCGACUUUGUUGAUAAAUUUUUGAUGCGUAGGCCGAUUGAUUUGAAAAUCGCUAAAUUCCAGUUAUACUUUUAUGGUGGAGAUUACUACCGGGACCGUGUUAACGAGUGGAUUAUGAAUGCGCUUGGACGUGAUUUGAAAGAGAUACAACUUUGUUUUGGGUAUCCAGACUCGUAUGAAUUGGUCCAAGAUUUUUUCUACAUGUGCACUGGUGUUGAAGUUAUUUGGCUCCGUUGGAGAAUGUCAGUUGAGAUUCCGGAGAAUGUUAAGCUUUUGAGGCUUCGGGUACUUAGAUUACUCGGUGUUACGUUUUCGAGCUAUGAGUCACUUGGGAAGCUUUUGUUAAACUGUCCUGUGCUUGAAGAUUUGGCUAUUGAAGAAUGUAAAGGGCUUACGGGCAAUUCUUUAAGUAUUUGUGGGUCUGUAUUGAAGAGGUUGACAUAUUUUGGUUCAUGUGUUGAAGAAUUCGUGCUUCGAAUUUUGAUUGAUACACCGAGGUUAGAGAAGUUCGAAAUUCUUUCUUUUACAGACGGUGAUAAUGAUAUUUUGUUCAAGGAGAACUUGCCAUUCCUCAAAAUAGCUGAAAUCGACAUCUAUAAUUAUGGGAUACCACGGGGAGUUGAUUGCAUGUUUGGGCUGCUUAAAAAGAUUAAUAAUGUCAAAUUUCUGACUUUGUCAGAUCGCACCAUGGGGGUCCUCAGGCCUGAUCCGCCUGGAUAUGUAAAUGAGUUUAUAAUAGGUCAUUAUGAGUUCCCUGCAUUCCAUAACUUAACUGAGCUGGUGCUUAACAUUGAUGAUUACUGUCAUGAAACUUUACUGGACAACUUCCUUCAAAACUCACCGAACCUUGAAAGUCUUAAAUUUCCGCAGGGUCUUGUUUCUCGUUUAUUUGCUGAUUAUUCUCACCGCUCGUGGGGCUGGUCACAAAUACGUGUUCCAGAAUGCUUAUCCGCACAUCUUAAAACAGUACAUAUUAAAAAAUUCAAUGGAAUAAAUGAGGAGUUGGCAUUUGUUAAAUUCCUACUAGGUUAUGGGAGUUCUUUGCGAAAUGUAUCAAUUGAAAUUUCAAAUUUGCCAAAAGAUGCAGAGGCCCGACAAGAACUGCUAAACUUGCAGAGCGAAUCAACAACUUGCAAGCUUAAUCUUAUAGAUGAAAAAGGGACAUGCUCACAAAGUAUAUGAGUUGAAUAUAGCUGGUUCGAUCAACUGUCUAAUUCGCAAGUGGAUAUCAUAGUUUUCAAGGUAAACAGAGACCUUACUAUAGUUCAUCCUGCAUAUUGGCUUUAGGCACGACCAUGUAAGAGGGACCAUAACACCUUUCCAUACAUACCUUGUAUAAACAAGUUUGAUCUGCACAUCAAAGCUUGGGUCCCCUAUGGAGUUUAAGAGAUCAAGCACUAUUUGUUGGCGACGGCAUUCAUCUCAUUGGAGAAGUUGGGAUGGGACAAGGAAGAAAUAUUGGAGUAUUAAUGUAUUAUCAAAUGUAAUUUAUUUUUAAUUUUGGAUGCAUUAUACUUUGAAAAUGAUGUCCUAGUACAAUUGAAGUAAAAUGUAGCUUCCAGAAACCCUGUGGCGAUAUAUUUCAAUUACACUAUAAUUCUGUGAUUAGUGAUAAAAAAAAUUGUAUAUUUGGUCGGAACCUCCUGUUGUAUAUUGUAUGAUAAAACAGAAACUACUAAUGCUGAGCCAUCUAUUUGGUUUUUGGUACA
This is a messenger RNA of Daucus carota subsp. sativus, 2217 nucleotides long. RefSeq names its product FBD-associated F-box protein At4g10400. The transcript is spliced from 4 exons. The record is from RefSeq and is a predicted model, not a curated record. Bases 293 to 1690 code for a protein of 465 amino acids. NCBI's taxonomy places the organism in Eukaryota, Viridiplantae, Streptophyta, Magnoliopsida, Apiales, Apiaceae. Gene Ontology annotation, molecular function: protein binding.